GUUCGAAAUCCCGAUAUUACGCCCUUGGCAGUAUGUGUAGAUCGGCCAGCGUCCUGGGGACUAGGGAAUGGUAACUGAGAACAGAGAACUGGCAGCUUCGGGCUUCCGAGUCAACGACCUUUCCAGCUCGGUGGUUACGGAGAUAAGGCCAAGGUAAGGACGAGGUAGAGACUGGCUGUUGGACUGAUUGUUGAACGAGGUACCCCCCCUCCACCCCUUUAUGCCAAUGCGGCGUCUGUCGGUCGGUCAGCCAGGCCAUACACCGUCCACAGUCGGCCUACACUACUUACAGCAAAUGUCCGUGUCCGUGCCAGUGACGCGACGCAAAGACCUCUGGAGUCUGGACGUUGGCGUUGGUGUUGGCGUCGACGUUGAUGUGGUUCGGAAGCCACGGGCUCGUCCCGUCCGGGUCCAUGAACCAGGGUCCAGGAGACGACAACGCAACGGUACCGUUAUCCAGCCCUGCCCCAGGCAGGACAGGGGCCUCUCAAAUGCCAGCCGGCGAACACGUCGGUCGGUACUCGAUCAUGUUGGACAGCGUCGAGUUGGUUUGGGAAGCUUGGGGAGCAUCCGCCCCCUUCAGAAAAACCGAGAGGGAGCCAAGUCCGAGCCGUCGGCCCCAACGCCGCCCCAGGUUAUCCGAACUCUGGCACUCGGUUUGUUUCUCCCGUCCGUCUUGUCUGGUCCCCAAUCACGCCGGCGAAGUUCGAACGAACCCUAUGGGGUGCCUCAUGUUUUGCAGCGGUAAAACGAAGUCUUGGCUUUUCUUCAUUUCCCGUCAAAACAUGUCUCACGAUUUCUUGCUCGUCCUCGCCGCUAGGCGUUGAACGUAUCUCCCAAUGCGGCAAGGUCCGGCCGGGGUGGUUUGGCGUCAAGUGUGAAGCUUAGCCCCAGGCACAGCGUCCGUCUCGGCCUUAGGCGAGGACGCAGC
This is a messenger RNA of Lasiosphaeria miniovina, 931 nucleotides long. RefSeq lists its product as uncharacterized. The record is from RefSeq and is a predicted model, not a curated record. NCBI's taxonomy places the organism in Eukaryota, Fungi, Ascomycota, Sordariomycetes, Sordariales, Lasiosphaeriaceae. The coding region runs from base 221 to 748 and encodes 175 amino acids. The transcript has a single exon.